UUCCCGACCAUAGGGAGUUAGAAUCACAUCGAAUAUGGCCCUUUCGGAUUAGUCUUGCAUAGUUAGUGAGAUAAAGAUUGAUUUUUGAGAUAAAGAUUGAUUUUUGAGAUACAUAAUGAUUUUUGAGAUACAAAAUGGAUUUUGAAUGGUAAGGAAUUGUGAUUUCAAUUAUGGUUUAUGUAUAAUUGAUUUUGUUGGAAUUACUUAAAUGGUUAGUCAUGAUUUGAUAAAUUGAAUUUUGUGAUCAAAGUCAUUUAUACAAAUGAUUUACAUUAUUGGAAACGAAUAUUUUGAGUUUUGAAAUUUGAUGAGUAUUCAGAUUCCCAAUUUAUUUACUGUAAAUUUUGUCAAUGUAUAUUGUACUAUGUUUUAAAUUAUAGUUGUGCACCACUGAGUUCACCACUCAGCGAUAGCUUUGUAUGCUGUCGCAGGUAAGAAGAGCAUAGAGCAGUAAGUAAAUUUCCUUGAAGAUAUAUUCAGAUCAGCUCCAGGAAUAGACAAUAUUGUGAAAAGAUAUGGAAGAGAAGAAUGAGACAAUAGAACAGUCUGUGAUGGCAGAAGAACAAGUUGAGGCCCCAGCUCCACAAAGUGUCGAAGGUCUGACUGUACCAGUUUUACCGGUACAAAUUACUGCACAAAUGGCCCAACAAAUGGCCACUUUCUUUCAACAACUGGCUAAUAAUCUGUCAGCCCAAGCCCAAGUACAGACCCAACCCCCACAAGGGCAGUGUGAAAUGGAAAAGAGGGAGAAACCUAUGGGUCAGAGCUCGAACAGUAAUUUGAGAAAGAGAAAAGAAUUUGAGGAACCCCGAGCUCAGGGAUACGAUAGAGGUGGAUCAUUAAGACAGAGACCACCAAGGUCCAGUCGUCGAACAACUAGAAGUUCCUACCCUUCCCGCCUAUGUGAAACUUGUGGAAAAUAUCAUGGUGGGAUAUGCUAUAAGACCUCUGGAGCCUGCUACAAUUGUGGAAAACUUGGACACUUUGCUAAAAAUUGUACUAAACCACCUCGAUCUGCUCUCCAGAGUUCACAGACCGUCAGUCAGAGUCAAGAUAGAAAUAGAGUUAGUACUCCUCACCACUAUAACACAGUGAAUCAACCCGAAUAUGGUUGCAUGUUUGAAGAAGAACUUGAUAGAAGGUUUAAAAGUAUUAGGGAAUUCGUCAAGCAUCAAGCCGAAUUAUCCACUCCAAUCAGAGCUGAAACUUUUAUUAGAAACGAACUACAAGUGAUUCCUUCUCUUCUUUUUGAACAAAAACCUUUAGAUUCAUCAAGUGAUUCAAAAUUAUAA
Molecule: messenger RNA, 1292 nt
Organism: Hevea brasiliensis (rubber tree)
Lineage: Eukaryota; Viridiplantae; Streptophyta; Magnoliopsida; Malpighiales; Euphorbiaceae
Exons: 3
Coding region: 516-1292 (258 amino acids)
Molecular function (GO): zinc ion binding; nucleic acid binding
Source: RefSeq, a predicted model, not a curated record